GGCCUUUCUCUCUCAUAAUCCUGAAUGGAAUCUUACUAGGGUUUUUGCAUAUUGAUCGUCGGAUAUAGCUGAUCGCAUAUCGUGCGGAUAACACCACCACUGCCGCCGGCCCUGCCAUUAGGUGCUGGCCAGUUACUGUUGCGUGCUGGACGGAGGCGGCCUAGGCGGGGUCGCUUCGGAUAGUCGCAAUACUCGGUGGGUUGAGCAUCAUUUAUUGGCUUAAGACAGAGCAUCCCUUGUCAUUAGGCUAGCGGACCACCAAUGCUAUAUUCGUUCAGGAAGCCUACAGUCGUGUUAAGAACAUUGAACCAGCAUCAGAUCCGUCCAGCAAGUUCUCUGGUCUUCCACUGACACAUAAAAUGACAGAUUCAAACUUCAAACCCCGCAAUAUCCUCCUUAUCGGCGCAACGGGGACAAUCGGCCGUUUCAUCACAUCAUCAAUCGUCGCUGCACGAUCCGAAUUCGAUCGCAUUGCUAUCCUCACCAAUACCCCGACAGCUGUAAGCGAAAAGGAGAAAUUUGUGGAAGAACUUAAGGCCAAGAAUGUCGAAAUAAUAAUCGGCGACAUUACUAAUGAGAAAGAUGUCGUCGAGGCAUACAAAGGAAUUGAUACCGUGGUCGUUGCCCUUGGCCGCGGUGCCAUUCUUCCCCAGAUCCUAUUGAUCAAGCUCGCUGCAGCAUCCAGCUCCGUUAAAUGGUAUUUUCCUUCGGAAUAUGGGACCGAUAUCAAGUAUAGUCCAGCCUCAGCCACGGAGAAGCCACAUCAAGGCAAACUCAAAGUGCGAGACUAUCUUGAAAACGACAAAGAAAUUCAGAAGAGCGGACUGAAAUACACAUAUGUUGUGACGGGUCCAUAUGCUGAUGGGUAUUUGCAAGCGAUACCGAAUUCCAUUGAAGCAGGCGGGUGGGACGUCAAGUCAAAGACUUCUUGGCUGGUGGAGAAGAACAACAAAGUCAGUUUGACAACCAUGAAAGAUACCGGUGAUCUAGUUCUCGCUGCCUUGCGUCAUCCAGAAGCUUCAUUUAACAGAGCUCUUAAAGUGAAUUCCUUCACCACCACUCCUGCAGAGGUCCAAAGGGAAUUUGAGAAACAAGCUGGCGGUUCUUGGACGGUGCACGAGAUAUCUUUAGAUCAGAUUCGUAAGGCCGAAGAAGCAGCCUGGGCGAGUCGUCCCGAUGCAACAGGGCUUACACUUCGCCGUAUAUGGGCAGAGGGUGGCACGCUUUACGAGAAACGUGAUAAUGGCCUAAUCGGAGAACCCCAAGUUCAAUCUCUAGCGGAGAUUGUAUCGGAGAAUAUCAAGAGAUCAGCAUGAGCUAUAGGAAAUAUAUAACUGAUUCAAAUUACUUAUAUAUACUGAAGGCUGAUUUAGUGUGCCCCAGUAUCUACACUUAAAUGACAAUAGUUUGAAUAUAGCAUAGCCAUUUUCUGCCUUUUAUCUAGAUUUACACCA
Molecule: messenger RNA, 1454 nt
Organism: Talaromyces proteolyticus
Lineage: Eukaryota; Fungi; Ascomycota; Eurotiomycetes; Eurotiales; Trichocomaceae
Product: isoflavone reductase family protein
Exons: 3
Coding region: 360-1316 (318 amino acids)
Source: RefSeq, a predicted model, not a curated record